Eucalyptus grandis is the source of this 3463-nucleotide messenger RNA. RefSeq names its product disease resistance protein RPV1. The record is from RefSeq and is a predicted model, not a curated record. Bases 929 to 3160 code for a protein of 743 amino acids. NCBI's taxonomy places the organism in Eukaryota, Viridiplantae, Streptophyta, Magnoliopsida, Myrtales, Myrtaceae. The transcript is spliced from 5 exons.
GAUUCCUAGUGAUAUUGUGGGACUACCAUCCUUGCAGAUUUUGACAUUAACAAAAACUUGUGUGGAGAAUGUACCGAAGCUUCUACAGAGUUUGGUGGCUACAAGAUUGAAGGUCCUUGAUCUGUCGGAUUGCAGAAUGUUGAAAGAAACUUCUGAGCUCUUUGCAUUUUUAUCCUUAGAAAAAUUAAUUCUGAAGGGGUGUACAAUGCUUACGAAACUUUGCGACUCAAUCGGAAUGCUGAAACAUUUAGUUGAGUUGGAUGUCUCAUCCACAAGCAUUGUAGAGUUACCAAAUAGCAUUGUCAACCUAAAGAACUUGAAAGUGUUAUAUUUUGACGGUAGUUGCAUGCAAAAGUUACCUGAUAUCAUUAAGAAGAUGGAGAAACUUGAGAAAAUUUACGGAGUAAGUUGCCGGCAGCUUGAAUGCACUUUUGGUGUUAAUUUGGAAGCAGUACACUUCCAGAUGUGGAAAUUAACUGAAACUCAUGUGGAGAAUGUACCGAAGCUUCCACGAGUUUGGUAAGUCUAUGUCUAUGCUCCCAUGUUUCAAAAAAAAAAUUCGGAGAUCUCUAAUUUAGUGAUUCUAAAAAAACUAAAAUGAUGUUUUCCCAUAACAUUCUAGAUGUGACCAUUUAGAAGAGUAGUGUUAAUUAUAUUCUAUCUUUUUAUUAUUUAAUGUUGGGGUAAUUUAAAAAAGGAUCCAUGUUCUUUUAUAUGUUGUUGGAAUGAAGAGUGACGAAGAGUGGUUUUGGCUUAAGUUAGGAAUGCAUAUACAGAGUAUUUAUAAAGUUACUUUUGUUGAAUGCUUGCUUAGUCAAUAUAUUUGCUUUUGUCCUACAAAACUAAUAUAAAUUAAACUUGUUGGAUAUGCCUAAUCAUUUGACAGGCGGCUACAAGAUUGAAGAUCCUUUAUCUGUCGAAUUGCAGAAUGUUGAAAGAAACUCCUGACUUCUCUGCAUUUUUAUCCUUAGAAAAAUUAGUUCUAAAGAGGUGUGCAAUGCUUACGAAAUUUUCUGACUCAAUCGGAAUGCUGAAACAUUUAGUUGAGUUGGAUGUCUCAUUUACAAGCAUUGUAGAGUUGCCAAAUAGCAUUGUCAAUCUAAAGAGCUUGAAAGCGUUGUGGGUUAACGGUACUAGCAUACAAAAGUUACCUGAUUGCAUUGGGAUGAUGGAGAAACUUGAGGACAUUUAUGGAGUAGGUUGCCGGCAACUAGAAGUAAUUCCUAGUGAUAUUGUGGGACUACCAUCCUUGCAGAUUUUGAAAUUAACAGAAACUCGUGUGGAGAAUGUACCGAAGCUUCUACAGAGUUUGGUGGCUACAAGAUUGAAGGUCCUUAAUCUAUCGGAUUGCAGAAUGUUGAAAGAAACUCCUGACCUCUCUGCAUUUUUAUCCUUAGAAGAAUUAAUUUUGAAGGGGUGUACAAUGCUUACGAAACUUUGCGACUCAAUCGGAAUGCUGAAACAUUUAGUUGAGUUGGAUGUCUCAUCCACAAGCAUUGUAGAGUUGCCAAAAAGCAUUGUCAAUCUAAAGAGCUUGAAAGUGUUGAAGAUUGACGAUAGUUGCAUGCAAAAGUUACCUGAUUGCAUUGGGAUGAUGGAAAAACUUGAGAAAAUUUAUGGAGAGGGUUGCCGGUGGCUAGAAGUGAUUCCUAGAGAUAUUAUGGGACUACCAUCCUUGCAGAUUUUGAAAUUAACAGAAACUUGUGUAGAGAAUGUACCGAAGCUUCUACAGAGUUUGGUGGCUGCAAGAUUGAAGAUUCUUGAUCUGUCGGAUUGUAGAAUGUUGAAAGAAACUCCUGUCCUCUCUGCAUUUUUAUCCUUAGAAAAAUUAAUUCUAAAGGAAUGUAAAAUGCUUACGAAACUUUCCGACUCAAUCGGUAUGCUGAAAUAUUUAGUUGAGUUGGAUGUUUCACACACAAGCAUUGUAGAGUUGCCAAAUAGUAUUGUCAAUCUAAAGAGCUUGAAAGUGUUGAAGAUUAAUGGUUGUUGCAUGCAAAAGUUACCUGAUUGCAUUGGGAUGAUGGAGAAACUUAAGGAAAUUUAUGGAGAGGGUUGCCGGCAGGUAGAAGUGAUUUCUAGUGAUAUUGUGGGACUACCAUGCUUGCAGAUUUUGAAAUUAACAAAAACUCGUGUGGAGAAUGUACCGAAGCUUCUACAGAGUUUGGUCGCUACAAGAUUGAAGGUCCUUGAUCUGUCGGAUUGCAGAAUGUUGAAAGAAACUUCUGAGCUCUUUGCAUUUUUAUCCUUAGAAAAAUUAAAUUUGAAGGGGUGUACAAUGCUUACGAAACUUUGCGACUCAAUCGGUAUGCUGAAAUAUUUAGUUAAGUUGGAUGUCUCACACACAAGCAUUGAAGAGUUGCCAAAUAGCAUUGUCAAUUUAAAGAACUUGAAAGUGUUGAAGAUUGACGGUAGUUUUAUCCAGAAGUUACCUGAUGCCAUUGGGAUGAUGGAGAAACUUGAGAAAAUUUAUGGAGAGGGUUGCCGACAACUAGAAAUGAUUCCUAGUGAUAUUGUGAGACUACCAUCCUUGCAGAUUUUGAAAUUAACAGAAACCCGCGUGGAGAAUGUACCGAAGCUUCCACAAAGUUUGGUAUGUCUUUGCUUGUCCUCAACAGUCUCAAAAAAAGAUCCGGAGAUCUCCAACUUAGUGAAUUUAAGAAAUCUGGAAUUAUGUUUUCCCCUUACAUACACCGUUCGUCCCAUGAUUCCAAAAAGUGAUCUAUGCAUGUCCAGAUCAUAUUGUAAGUUAGAACUUUCAAUUAUCACUAGAAGAAGCUCAUAUUUGGGUUACUUUCGCUGUCUAAAAGAACUUGAACUUGAGAACUGCGAUAACUUGCGUUGUGUUGGACAGCUGCCCUCUGAUUUGAGGAUAUUUAUAGUUACCAAUUGCAGAUUUCUUGAAGUUGUGGACCUUUCCAAUUUAUCUAACUUCAAGAAUCUCAAGGGCCUUGAAGUACGGGACUGUUUGAGACUAGUUGAAAUUCGAGGUCUUGACAGACUGGAAUCAUUGAAAAGUCUUUAUAUUGAAUGCUGCAGUCCCUUGCUACGCUUACCUGAUCUAUCCACCUGGAAGGAGCUGAGGAAGUGGGAUGUUGAUGCUCUUGCGACAAAUUUGGCGAGAGGAAAACAAGUAGCUCGAAGUGUUGAUCUCCCACUCUAGCACUUGAAAAAAGCUUGUAGGAUUGGCAAAUCCUUAUUAUGUUGGCUCGUGUUUUAUUUGAUCUGUGAUACUAGUAGGGUCCAUUUCUUUUUUUUUUGGUCGUGGAGUAUAUCAUGUGCCCAGGCCUCUACUUCUGAUGAACAAAUGAUACAUACACUGUUAGGCCUCUUAGAACUUUGUUGAAACUUUUUGGGCCUAUGAUAUUAUUGGGUUUUGACCACGCAAUGCAAAUCCCAAAACAUUGCAUCCUACGUAGAAUAGCCACAUUCUUGGCCAUUAUGAAAGUCCAAACUACUUAAAUUU